Molecule: messenger RNA, 309 nt
Organism: Penicillium samsonianum
Lineage: Eukaryota; Fungi; Ascomycota; Eurotiomycetes; Eurotiales; Aspergillaceae
Exons: 4
Coding region: 1-309 (102 amino acids)
Molecular function (GO): metallopeptidase activity
Source: RefSeq, a predicted model, not a curated record
AUGUCCACAGCUUUGAUGCACGAGUUCACCCAUGCCCCAGCUAUUGUGGGCUCUGACUACUUACUUGAUCAACCUUGUGUCCUGGGUGGGAGAUCAGUGAAAGCCUACGGUUGGCAAUGUAUCGUUCAACUCGCGACAAACACGCCCGAUCUUGCGAUCAAGAAUGCCGAUUCAUUUUCCUUCUAUGUCACCGCUAUGUUUCUUUCACUGAGCGAUUGGUCACUUGGUUACCCGCGGGCGAUUCCAGCUGACACUUCUAACCCUACGGAUGACGGUCUUGCGGCCAUGAUGUCGCAUCUCACAGUCUGA